Protopterus annectens (West African lungfish) is the source of this 2522-nucleotide messenger RNA. It is a transcript of the gene GRHL1, whose product is annotated as grainyhead like transcription factor 1. Gene Ontology annotation, molecular function: RNA polymerase II cis-regulatory region sequence-specific DNA binding; DNA-binding transcription activator activity, RNA polymerase II-specific. The transcript is spliced from 17 exons. Gene Ontology annotation, biological process: regulation of transcription by RNA polymerase II. The record is from RefSeq and is a predicted model, not a curated record. NCBI's taxonomy places the organism in Eukaryota, Metazoa, Chordata, Ceratodontiformes, Protopteridae. Bases 133 to 2154 code for a protein of 673 amino acids. Gene Ontology annotation, cellular component: nucleus.
CUUACAGAACCCGUUUUGUGCACUGUGGGUAUUCCUGUCUCUCUUUCGCACAACCUUCUCAAUUAUUCUCCUACACACAGGGCCAGAUCGGAUUUACUGUCCCAACUAGAAAGUCCAGUUCGACCGACCAGGAUGGCACAGCCCGAGCACGGCAAAAAAUGGAUACCUGGUGUGGCGUCUUAUGUAAGAGCCAGUGGAAGCGUACCACGACCCCAGCCGAGUCCACAAAAUCAGACGGGUGCACCUGCAGUGAUUCCGAGUAAACAGCACUACAGUUCUUACAUCAGCAAAAGGCCAGUCCUGGUUCUACAGAAUGAACCAAUCAACUAUCGAGGUCGUCCCUAUACUACUGAGGAUGAAGCCUGGAAGUCAUUCCUUGAAAAUCCCCUCACAGCUGCCACUAAAGCAAUGAUGACCAUUACUGGUGAUGAGGACAGUGCUGCUGCCCUGGGACUGCUCUAUGACUAUUACAAGGUUCCCAGAGAGAAGAGAAACAUUUUGUCAGGAAAAACAGACAGUACUGAGCAUCCAGAACACCUCAAAAGGAGCUGCAUGGCAACUGUUGCAGAGCCAUCAAUUAUUUCUGCUGUGGACAACAGAGUACAGGUUCUGAAAGGAGUACCUCUUAAUAUUGUUCUUCCCAGUAACCAUCAAAUGGGAACUGACAAACGGGGCCAAUUUACAGUACCAGACACUACAGUUACUUUGUCCAUAGCAACAGUACCGCCUCAUACCAUCAAGACUGAGAUAGAGCCUCACAGCUUUUCUGUCAGUGUACCACCAUCUGUUUAUUGCCCUGAGACCGCAGAGCGGAUUGUUGUGUUUGACAGAAAUCUCAGUACGGACCAGUUCAGUUCAAGUACACCUCACCAAAACUCUCAAAGACGCACACCAGAUUCCACCUUCAGUGAGUCUUUCAAAGAUGCAACACCAGAGGUAUUCUUUCCUGCUGAACUGAAUCUGCGGAUGUCCAGUAUAGGUUCAGAAGACUAUGUUUUUGACAACAUUGCAGGGAACAAUUUUGAAUACACAUUGGAGGCAUCAAAAUCUCUCCGACAGAAACCUGGGGAUGGAACAAUGACAUACCUGAACAAAGGUCAGUUUUACCCAAUCACAUUGAAGGAAAUCAGCAACAAUAAGGGAAUCCACCAGCCCAUCAGUAAAGUCAGAAGUGUUGUUAUGGUGGUGUUUGGGGAAGAUAAAACUCGUGAUGACCAGCUCAGGCACUGGAAGUACUGGCAUUCAAGGCAGCAUACAGCCAAGCAGAGGUGCAUUGAUAUAGCUGAUUACAAGGAGAGCUUUAAUACGAUAAGCAAUAUUGAAGAGAUUGCAUAUAAUGCCAUUUCCUUUACAUGGGACAUCAGUGAUGAAGCAAAGGUGUUUGUUGCUGUGAACUGCCUGAGCACUGAUUUCUCAUCACAGAAAGGAGUGAAAGGUCUGCCACUAAACAUUCAGAUCGACACUUACAGCUACAACAACCGAAGUAACAAACCUGUCCACCGUGCCUACUGCCAGAUCAAAGUCUUUUGCGAUAAGGGAGCAGAAAGAAAAAUAAGAGAUGAAGAAAGGAAGCAGUCCAAAAGGAAAGGCAAGUGUGCUGAGCCCAGUUCCCAGAUGACUGUCUAUUCUGAUGUCAAGUUGCCAUUGCCACCAACACAGAAAAGAACAGAUAUUACAGUCUUCAAGGCACUUGGUGACCAUGACACUCAGCCUGUUCUUUUUAUACCAGAUGUUCAUUUUUCUAAUCUGCAACGUGGAGGACAUGCAUUUCCAAUAGUAGAAGAACUGGACUGUGAGGGGUCAGGAAUGAAGAGGAUAUCCUUUGUGGCUGAAGAAGAUUUUGGUUCACAUUCUAGCAAACUGGCAAGGCUUGAGGAGUCAAAGAAAGUGUUACUUUAUGUAAGAAAGGACAACGAAGAAGUGUUUGAUGCCCUGAUGCUGAAGUCACCAUGUCUGAAGGGUCUGAUAGACGCUGUUUCAGAAAAGUAUGAAAUACCAUUUGAGAAAAUCGGAAAGAUUUACAAGAAAUGCAAAAAAGGAAUCUUGGUGAAUAUGGACGAUAAUAUUGUAAAGCAUUACUCCAAUGAAGAUACUUUUCAGCUGCAUAUUGAAGAAACAGGAGGAUCAUUCAAGCUGACCCUCACAGAGAUAUAAAACACUCCGUAUCACCCUGGAUUCAGUAGCAGCAAGGGAGGAAUAGUCUUUUUCUGCACGUUCACAGAUGGGCUAUACAAAGAAGGUGUUUUCCACAUUUACAGACAGAAAUACUGAGGUGUAUACAGAGGCAUUUGUGCACUCUUGAAAGAGAUGCCCACAGCCUUACUAAUUAAAAUAACUUCCUGAAAACAAGAAGAAUAACUAAUGUUUGGCCUAUGCCCAUCUAGCAAAUAGUUUUAUUUUAUCAUUUGGUUGUCUAGCAAUAUUGCUACAUGUGAUAGUUUGGUACAAAGACAAAUGGAGGCAGGCAUGGUGGUAUGAGAUCAAAACAAUACGUCUGCAAGAUAAAGAAACACAAAACAAAA